AUGGUGUUGAAACGUGAAGCAGAUAUUGAAGGUCGAAGUAGAAGAUGGGGUUUUCCUAGAUUUUCUGGUGACUGUGCCAGUGGUAUGAAGAAGUAUCCUCCAGGAACAAUUUUAGAGCACAAGAGUGAUAUCACUGAUUCUUGCUCUCAGAUGAUACUUCAGCUCCACGAUGUCUAUGAUCCGAAUAAGAUAAAUGUCAGGAUUAAAAUUAUUUCUGGAUCACCUUGCGGAUCAGUGGCCGCAGAAGCCAAGAAAGGACAAGCCAGUUGGGUUGUUUUAGACAAACAUCUCAAACAUGAGGAAAAGAGAUGCAUGGAAGAGUUGCAGUGUAACAUUGUUGUUAUGAAGCGUACUCAACCGAAAGUGCUUCGUUUGAACUUGAUUGGAGCACAAAAGAAGGAAGUUGAAGAAGCUGGUACAUCACCUUCUGAGCAAGGUGAUAUACCUGAAAAACAGUCCGAAAACAAGAUGGAUUCUGUAGUAGAUUCUAUCAAAGGACCGAAUGUUACUCCGACUAGCAGCCCCGAGCUAGGGACGCCAUUCACCGCUACUACUGAAGCCGGUACUUCAUCAGCUUCAAGCUCAGAUCCUGGAACUUCACCGUUCUGUAUUCCAGAGAUGAAUGGUGAGACGAAGAGAGAAGAAACCAUUAAGGAAAGUCAUGAACUUUGUGAUACAUCAGACACAGAAAGUGAAAGUCUGUUGACAUCUUCGGCUAGCUUUAGAUACCAACCGUGGAUCACAGAAUUGCUUUUACAUCAACAAUCAUCUCAACGCAACGGAGAAAGAUCAGAGGCGUAUCAUGGUAUGCCUCAGGCAACUACAACCAAGGCUUUGCUAGAAAAGUAUUCUAGGCUUGAUAGAGGAGCUGGAAUGGAAAUGUCGGCAGCAUAUACAAAUGACUCGGAUUUUAGUGGUAAUUUAAGAGAAGCGAUAGCAUUAUCAGGAAAUGCUCCACUUGGUCCACCUCCAUUGUGUUCGAUAUGUCAACACAAGGCACCUGUUUUUGGAAAACCUCCAAGGUGGUUCAGCUAUGCUGAGUUGGAACUCGCUACCGGGGGAUUUUCACAAGCCAACUUCUUGGCAGAAGGAGGGUAUGGAUCGGUUCAUCGAGGGGUUCUACCAGAAGGACAAGUCAUUGCUGUCAAGCAACAUAAAUUGGCUAGUUCUCAAGGUGAUGUCGAGUUUUGCUCUGAAGUAGAAGUCCUGAGCUGUGCUCAGCACCGAAAUGUUGUUAUGCUGAUUGGAUUCUGUAUAGAGGAUAAGAGAAGGCUUCUGGUUUACGAGUACAUAUGCAAUGGAUCAUUGGAUUCACAUUUAUAUGGGAGACAAAGAGAUCCAUUAGAAUGGUCUGCGAGGCAGAAAAUUGCUGUUGGAGCUGCUCGCGGGUUAAGGUAUCUUCACGAAGAGUGCAGAGUUGGUUGUAUCAUCCACCGCGACAUGAGGCCGAACAACAUUCUCAUAACUCAUGAUUUUGAACCUCUGGUUGGUGAUUUUGGAUUGGCAAGGUGGCAACCUGAUGGAGACAUGGGUGUGGAUACUAGAGUAAUUGGAACAUUUGGGUAUUUGGCUCCUGAAUAUGCUCAAAGCGGCCAAAUCACCGAAAAAGCCGAUGUUUAUUCCUUUGGGGUGGUAUUGGUGGAGCUUGUUACCGGUAGAAAAGCUAUCGAUCUCACUCGGCCAAAGGGACAACAGUGCCUAACUGAGUGGGCCCGGCCACUGUUAGAAGAAUAUGCCAUUGACGAACUGAUUGACCCGAGACUUGGACGUCUCUAUUUAGAACAUGAAGUCUAUUGCAUGUUGCAUGCUGCUUCAUUAUGCAUAAGGAGAGAUCCUCAUUGUAGACCACGCAUGUCACAGGUUCUCCGAAUUCUAGAGGGAGACAUGGUGAUGGACACAAAUUACAUUUCAACUCCGGGCUAUGAUGUCGGAAAUAGAAGUGGUCGCAUUUGGUCAGAGCCACUGCAGAGACAGCAUCAUUACAGCGGUGCCCUCUUAGAAGAUUCAUUAGAGUCAUCAUUCAGUGGAAAGCUAUCUCGUGACAAGUACAAACCUUUCUAUUGGGAUAGGAGUAGGGACAAGCCUUAA
Messenger RNA from Vicia faba (fava bean), 2088 nucleotides. NCBI's taxonomy places the organism in Eukaryota, Viridiplantae, Streptophyta, Magnoliopsida, Fabales, Fabaceae. The record is from the annotation of a GenBank genome assembly.